This is a messenger RNA of Suncus etruscus (white-toothed pygmy shrew), 832 nucleotides long. Its product is annotated as 2-iminobutanoate/2-iminopropanoate deaminase. Gene Ontology annotation, molecular function: deaminase activity. The record is from RefSeq and is a predicted model, not a curated record. Gene Ontology annotation, cellular component: cytosol. The transcript has a single exon. Bases 3 to 410 code for a protein of 135 amino acids. Lineage: Eukaryota; Metazoa; Chordata; Mammalia; Eulipotyphla; Soricidae.
CCAUGACGUCCCUGAUCAAGAAGGUGAUCCACACCACCAAGUCCUCCGCGGCGAUCGGGCCCUACAGCCAGGCUGUGCUCGCCGACAGGACCCUUUACAUUUCGGGACAGAUAGGCCUAGACCCUUCGUCUGGCCAGCUGGUGCCCGGAGGGGUGGCGGCAGAGGCCAAACAGGCGCUGACGAACAUGGGCGAGAUCUUGAAAGCUGCCGGCUGCGACUACACCAACGUGGUGAAAACAACUGUUUUGCUGGCUGAUAUCAACGACUUUAAUACUGUCAAUGAUGUCUACAAACAGUAUUUCAAGAGCAAUUUUCCAGCUCGUGCCGCUUACCAGGUUUCUGCUUUGCCCAAAGGCAGCCGUGUGGAGAUCGAAGCCAUUGCUCUGCAGGGGCCCCUCACCACAGCAUGACUGAGCGGGCCUAGCCUUCUCUAGCCUCGACCUGGAGUGCCGUUUCCUAAUUCACGCCUUAAUUUCUACGAUCGAUCUCCGAAUGAGGACGCCUGACUAAGACCCUCUGCAGCUCUAACAAAAACACCUUGUGAUUAAAUACUGAAGAAUUGGUGGGAAGGAAGGCUGGCAGGGGGGACUCGGGUCACUGAUGUCGCCAGUCAGUCACGCUCACAACAUGCAUGACUGCCCCCGGGGGAAGGAAAGAGGAAAGGCCAUCCAGAGAGGUAAACAUCACAGUGAAUCCAGUUAGUUCCCAUCAGUCUAACAAUGUGAACUUCUCAGUUCUGCCCUUGAGGAUGGUACUGCUCUGACUUAAGUGAAAUUCAGAUGUUUAAGUUUGAUUGUGGAACAGAGAAAUCAUUGGACCAACACUUUAUGUA